AUGAGUGAGUCAAAACCUCUUAAUACUCCAAUCUCUUAUGGGUCAUCUUUAUUUCGCCAUGAUGGCGACACUCUUCCUGAACCAAUUUUGUACGGCAACAUUAUUGGUGCUCUCCAAUAUUUGGUGCAUACUCGACUUGAACUAGCAUUUGGUUUCAACCGUGCAUGCCAAUUCAUACAGUCUCCUACCACCACUCAUUGGUCUAUAGUAAAAAGAUUACUCCGCUACCUUCGUCAUACUCCUCAUCAUGAACUCCUCUUUCAUCAAACAUCUUCUCUCGAUAUAUCUUCCUUUACUAACUUCAACUGGACUGGUUGUCCGGACGAUCAUCGCUCCACAACUGGCUACUGCAUAUUUCUUGGUGUCAAUGUUAUCUCUUAG
Messenger RNA from Impatiens glandulifera, 381 nucleotides. RefSeq lists its product as uncharacterized. Lineage: Eukaryota; Viridiplantae; Streptophyta; Magnoliopsida; Ericales; Balsaminaceae. The transcript has a single exon. The record is from RefSeq and is a predicted model, not a curated record. Bases 1 to 381 code for a protein of 126 amino acids.